Molecule: messenger RNA, 1977 nt
Organism: Tauraco erythrolophus (red-crested turaco)
Lineage: Eukaryota; Metazoa; Chordata; Aves; Musophagiformes; Musophagidae
Source: RefSeq, a predicted model, not a curated record
AUGGCCAACUUCUCCUUAUGGGUGACUUUUGGAUUAUGUUUGCUGAAGCUUUGUCUAACAGAAACACAAUUCAAUGUAAGUUGCAGAUAUGGAGGAGUUUUUCACGUUGAGAAAAAUGGUCGCUACAGUCUCACACGAUCUGAAGCAGUAGAACUCUGCAGAGCUCUCAAUAGUACCCUGUCAACACUAGAGCAGUUGAAGAAAGCUCAUGAACUUGGAUUUGAAACUUGCAGGUAUGGUUUUGUAGUGGGGAAUAUUGUUAUCCCACGAAUCAAUCCCUAUCAUCUUUGUGCAGCGAAUCAUACUGGCAUUUACAAACUUUCAGCAAACGCAACUGGGCGGUAUGAUGCAUACUGUUAUAAUGCGACAGAAACAAGGGACAAAGCAUGCGAGCCAAUUGAAAGACUAGACUCUUCUUUCCUCAAUAAUCAGGGUGAAAUAGUCAUUGACAAUGCAGAUGGCUCACGUUAUAAUGCAGAUGGCACGCGUCAUAGCGGCGAGUCCUCAUCCUCAGGUGUGGAUGAUGAAAAUGUAGGUAGUGGAUCAACACAUGACACAACUCCCACAGAUAUCUCCAUCAGGAAAGCCAGCCCCUCGUAUUAUGGAAGUGCUACUCCAGUCUCACAGCUACCAGAUCAUUCUUCUGGAGGAGGUGAAAAAGAAUUUCCUAGAAAAGAUUCUGAUGAUGAAGUUUAUCCUGUAUCACCUGACAUCUCUUUGGUUACGGCUGCUGAUGAAAAAGAUGGUGGACAGUAUCCUACGAGUACUACUGUGGACUUGCAACAUGAAACACUUCUGGAAAUCUCCACACAAGAUCAUUGGAACCCCGCCUAUACCGAUGAAGAGGAGCAGUAUCCUAGCUCUGCUGGCAGGGCACUAGUUACAAGUGAAAACGAAAAACAUCAAGGACCAACCCAACAUCCACUAUUACACAGUGCUCAUUCUGCAUGGAUCACUCAAGAGAAAAAUCUUGCAACUACCACUGGGAGUAUUGAACAACGUGAAUUUACUGUUGCAGGUGAAAAUGAUAUUGAAAAGGAAUCUUCUCAUACAGCUAUGUCCUCCAACCAUGGGGCCAAACAGAACGACUCCGCGCAAGACAUAUUGGUGUACCCAGGUUGGGACAAGGGAGAAGAUUAUGCCACACAACCUACUAUAACGGAUAGAAUUAUUCCUUCCAGAGAGAAUAAUCAUGAAAAAGAGUCUUACACUACAGCUAUCGCCUUUCCUGAUGGUGCCCACCACGAAGACCCACCUCAGCUACCUCUGCCUUCAGAUCAUGAAUCUGGACAGGGCACUGAAGUCAUCAUGCAUCCCACAGACGCCUCUGGGGAUGGGGUCCUCCACAGGACCACAGUUAGUACGAACAAAGCUGUCACAGAGUCCAUGGAUGCUAUUAACCAAGAGAAAGCAACCAAGGAGCCACUGUCACCUGGCACUCCACCUGAAAGUGGAAGUGAACAAGCAAAUACCACAGAUGGUUCCCAUGUUAAUUGGAUACCUGGAGUUUUUCCAGAUAUUGAAGAUCAUCUUAACCAAUUGCAGACUCCUCUUCCUACUAGAUCUACCUCCAGUACAUAUACCAAUCAAGGACCACACAAUAGACAUUAUGAAUCCACUACUUUCCCUGGAGAUACCACAACAAAAAGAGAUUCACAAUUAAGGUUAGCCCAGGUACCAGGUUGGCUGAUCGUCGUUGCUGCUCUUGUGGCGCUUGCGUUGAUUCUCGCAGUGUGCAUUGCUGUGAACAGUCGGAGAAGAUGUGGGCAGAAGAAAAAGCUAGUGAUUAACAAUGGCAAAGGGGCAGUGGAGGACAGGAAGACAAGUGGAUUAAAUGGAGAUGCCAGCAAAUCACAAGAAAUGGUGCACUUGGUUCAUAAAGAACAGUCAAAUGACCGAACAGGAGCAUGUGACGAAUUCCUUACCGUUAAUGAAACACAAAAUCAUCAGGAGCUUAACAUGAAGAGUAGAGUGUAG